AGAAUUAAAGGAAAAAUUAAAUCUGAGUUUUAAUUUUGUCGGAGACCAAAAAAAUAUUGCUUCCUUAACCGAGAAGGAAAUAAUGGAAUUAGCCAUCAACGAUUAUACUCGGGAAGUUAAAGCAUUUAUUCAGGAUAACCCCCACUCAAAACUAACAUUAGUUAAUUAUCCCCACAAUGAGCAACAAUUGGUCUCAUUAAGUGCUGAAUUAGCCAAAAUCGGCAAGAAAAUAAAUAAUAUUAUCCUGAUAAAUACUGCCAAUUAUGAGUUACUAUUGGAUUUAAAGAACAAAUAUUUAAUUUGCCCUAUUUGCGAAAAAAUAUAUCACCACCAAGCAGUAGUAAAAGAAAAUGAGAAAUUCAUUUGUCCGCAAGAUGCUGAAUGCCAUUUUGAUUUAUCUACUAUCAAAAAAUAUAACGAGUAUAUUAUUGAUUAUCAUUUGAAAAAUACAGAGUCAGUAAUUAAAAGAUUACUUACGGCAAAUAAACUUACACCUUCCUCAAUCAUUCAAUUAACGGUUCAAAAAGAAGAAGAAAUUUUGGCAGGUGAGAUCCAGAAAAAUCUGCUGAAAGUAAUAGACAGUUUGUAA
Molecule: messenger RNA, 589 nt
Organism: Racocetra persica
Lineage: Eukaryota; Fungi; Glomeromycota; Glomeromycetes; Diversisporales; Gigasporaceae
Source: the annotation of a GenBank genome assembly